Molecule: messenger RNA, 1704 nt
Organism: Papaver somniferum (opium poppy)
Lineage: Eukaryota; Viridiplantae; Streptophyta; Magnoliopsida; Ranunculales; Papaveraceae
Product: aspartic proteinase nepenthesin-1-like
Exons: 1
Coding region: 112-1512 (466 amino acids)
Biological process (GO): proteolysis
Cellular component (GO): extracellular region
Molecular function (GO): aspartic-type endopeptidase activity
Source: RefSeq, a predicted model, not a curated record
CCUUUGACAACACAAAAUAGAAAAAAUAAAUACAACCGGAGGGAGUAGGGUUAUAUUAUCCUUCUCCUUCUCUAUCUAUAUACCUCUCUCUCUAGUAUAGUUUGUUGCAAAAUGUUCAUGGCUACAUCAGUUGUUCCUCAUGAUCGUUUCCAUCUUUCAUAUUCACACAUGAUGUUUAUACUGCUUACAAUAACAUCUGUAUUUGUACUACCAACUUCUUCCACGUCAAGAGGAACUCUGGAUCAAUAUCGUCAUGAUUCAACGUUAAGAAACGGGUUUCGCAUCAAUCUGAACCAUGUAGACGGGGCGGGAAACUUCACGAAACUUGAACUAGUUCAACGUGGAAUGAACCGUGGUAAACAUCGAUUACAACGGCUAAGUGCACUUGCAGUUACUAGCGUCGAUGAUGCUAUCAAAUCACAAGUUCAUACGGGUUCUGGAGAAUUUCUAAUGAGCUUAUCUAUAGGUACUCCACCAACAUCCUACUUGGCUAUAAUGGAUACAGGUAGUGAUUUAAUAUGGACACAAUGUAAACCAUGCACUGAAUGUUAUAAGCAACCUACACCAAUUUUCGAUCCAAGUACAUCUUCUUCAUUUUCUAAGCUUUCUUGUACAAACACUCUCUGUCGAGCUCUUACUGCUUCAAUGUGUAGUGAUAAUGCAUGCGAGUAUUUGUAUGCAUAUGGCGAUGAUUCUACUACACAAGGAAUUAUGGCGAGUGAAACAUUUACGUUUGGAGACCCAAGUUCCAAGGAUAAAUCAGCAAGUAUUUCUAUACCAAAUGUAGGAUUCGGUUGUGGAAAUGACAAUGAAGGUGGUGGGUUUACCCAAGGAGCCGGUCUCGUUGGACUGGGCCGAGGUCCAUUAUCACUUGUUUCACAACUUGGGACAGGAAGGUUUUCGUAUUGUUUAAAUUCAAUUGAUAGCACACAAACCAGUAGUCUUUUAUUUGGUUCAUUAGCCAACUUGGUGAACACAACAACGAGCGAUAAUGAGAUUCAAACUACACCGCUUAUUAAAAACCCAAGCCAACCUUCGUUUUAUUAUCUUGAUCUUGAAGGUAUAACGGUCGGAGAAACCUUACUUUCUAUACCCAAGUCUACAUUUCAGCUUAAACCAAGUGGAAGUGGUGGAUUUAUUAUUGAUUCAGGUACUACUAUUACUUACUUGCAAAAGACAGGCUUUAAUGCAGUCAAGAAAGCUUUUAUUUGGCAAAUGAAGCUUACAGUAGCCGAUAGUUCUACUGGACUAGAUUUGUGUUUCAAUCUGCCGAACAGUGUUUCCGAAAUAGAUGUGCCCAAGUUGAUAUUUCAUUUUAAAGGUGCAGAUUUGGAUUUGCCUGGUAACAAUUAUAUGAUAGCUGAUUCAGACUUGGGGUUAGUUUGUUUGGCGAUGGGGGCAUCCAAUGGGUUGUCCAUCUUUGGAAACGUUCAACAACAAAAUAUGUUAAUACUACACGAUCUUGAGAAAGAGGUGAUGUCGUUUGUACCUACAAAAUGUGAUCAGCUGUAGAAGAUUAAUUCAAAAUUUGAAUGUCAGGGUUCAUAUUAUGUAUUUCGUUUCUUAUGUGCAUACUAUUAAUGGAGUUUCAUCAAGUAUAGUUCAUUUUUUUUAUUCAACUUUGCUUGUUAUAUGUCAAUUGAUAAUGAGAAUAGAGUUUCCUCGGAAUCUGUUAAUAAAGAACAUUUGCGUCGUUAGAUUUUA